This is a messenger RNA of Hemicordylus capensis (graceful crag lizard), 1170 nucleotides long. Its product is annotated as gastricsin-like. The transcript is spliced from 9 exons. Gene Ontology annotation, biological process: proteolysis. Bases 1 to 1170 code for a protein of 389 amino acids. NCBI's taxonomy places the organism in Eukaryota, Metazoa, Chordata, Lepidosauria, Squamata, Cordylidae. Gene Ontology annotation, molecular function: aspartic-type endopeptidase activity. The record is from RefSeq and is a predicted model, not a curated record.
AUGAAGUGGCUGAUCUUGGCAUUGGUUUGCUUCCAACUCUCAGAAGGGGGCUUAUUGAGAGUCAAUUUGAAGAAGGGCAAGUCCAUUCGAGAAGUGAUGAAGGAGCAGGGUGUGCUGCAAGAUUAUCUGAAGAAUCAUAAGCAUGACCCAGCUAGAAAGUACCACUUCAAUGAGUACAAUGUUGCUUAUGAACCAAUGGCAUACAUGGAUUCAUCGUAUUAUGGAGAAAUCAGCAUUGGAACUCCACCUCAGAAUUUCUUGGUGCUGUUUGACACUGGAUCUUCCAACUUGUGGGUGCCUUCAAUCUAUUGCCAGAGUCAGGCUUGCACCGGCCAUGCAAGAUUCAACCCCAGCAAGUCCUCCACCUACUCUACCAAUGGGCAGACUUUCUUCCUGCAAUAUGGCAGUGGCAACCUUGCUGGAUUUUUUGGCUAUGACACUAUGACACUCCAGAACAUUGCUGUUGCUAAACAGGAGUUUGGCCUGAGUAAAAAUGAGCCUGGAACCAAUUUCAUUUAUGCCCAGUUUGAUGGCAUUCUGGGCAUGGCCUAUCCUUCCCUGGCAGUCGGAGGUGCCACAACAGCUUUACAGACGAUGUUGCAGGAAAACUUGCUCUCGCAGCCAAUCUUCAGUUUCUAUCUGAGCCGCCAACCCAACUCUCAAUAUGGCGGUGAGGUUGUCUUUGGAGGUGUAGACACUCGCCUUUAUUCUGGACAGAUCUAUUGGGCUCCUGUCACCCAAGAACUUUAUUGGCAGAUUGGAAUUCAAGAGUUCUCUAUUGGAGGACAAGCUACUGGAUGGUGCAGCCAAGGUUGCCAGGCUAUUGUGGACACUGGAACAUCCCUCCUCACUGUUCCCCAGCAGUACAUGGCAAAUUUCCUGCAAAGUGUGGGUGCUCAGCAGAAUCAAUAUGGAGAGUACACAGUCGACUGCAGCACUGUCCAGAAUUUGCCCACUAUCUCCUUCACAAUCAACGGAAUUUCCUUUCCUCUGCCUCCCAGUGCCUACAUCCUCAAUAACAAUGGCUACUGCACAGUGGGGAUUGAGCCCACCUAUCUGCCUUCCCAAAAUGGACAGCCCCUCUGGAUCCUGGGAGAUGUCUUCCUCAGGCAGUACUACUCCGUCUAUGACAUGGGCAACAACAGGGUUGGCUUUGCUACUGCUGCCUAG